Trichoderma asperellum CBS 433.97 is the source of this 1138-nucleotide messenger RNA. RefSeq lists its product as uncharacterized. The record is from RefSeq and is a predicted model, not a curated record. NCBI's taxonomy places the organism in Eukaryota, Fungi, Ascomycota, Sordariomycetes, Hypocreales, Hypocreaceae.
AUGUCUUCGUUCAGUGCAACUCCGCUGGCUCCUAAGCCCGCGACAUUUGAAUUUGUCGUUGGGCAACGUCCAGACCAGCUUAACGCCGGAUCCAACAAGAAGUUGCGAUCGCAUCUAUCCAAGAGAGGAUGGGAGGCCUACUUGGAGCAGAAGAACAAAGCAUCAGCGCCAGUCUCAGUCCUAGUGGAUGAAGCAGCUCAGCGAGCCGAUGAUGGGGCUAGGCGAAAGAAGCGCAGGCGUCAUCGGCAGGCCAUUACCUGGGACGUCGUAGAACCAGACGAUCCAAGAUUUCCAGGAACUGGAAAUGUCAGAGAGGCAAUGUUAGCCCUCGUCAACAGCGGAAGGCGCAUGCCUUUGGAGAAGACACUUUCAAUCGACUACAGACUUGGAGGUGGGCGCGUUGAUCCUUUCAAGUCGUAUCCCACACCAUUUCGGUCUUACAUACCUCCUUUGGUGGACCACUACAUUGUCCACAUGGCCGUCGACAUCCCUGAACUUGACCAACCCGGAAAUGCUGGUCUUCUUCGCAGUCGCUGGUUCCGCAUGGCCACGACGGAAAUCUCCACGUUCCAGGUCGUCUUGCUCCUCGCUGCGGGUAACUUUGUCAGCGUCAAAGGCGCCGUGCCCGCAGAGCAGGGGUUUAACCUACACCAGCUCAAAGGUGAUGCUAUCAAGUCUCUCAAGUAUGCCAUGGAUGACGAAGCCAAGGCCACAAGCGACUCCAUCAUUGGUGCGGUGGCCAAGAUGGCGAGCUUCGAGUCCAUGCACGGAACGGAGGCUGAUUUCAGGCUGCAUAUGGAGCAUACAAUUAGGCUGGUUAAUAUGAGAGGAGGGCUGAACAAUCUCGGUCUGGGGGGGCUCUUGCGAAGAAUGCUUAUUUGGAUUGACGUAAACGGCAACUUCCUGUAUAAAAAGCCACGAUACUGGCCCGGUGAGAAUUUUGAUGGAAGUAAAGAUUCGAUUUCGGAGCCCAACCCGGAGCGAUUCAUCGCCAUCUAAAGGUGUAUGGACUGCUUCAAGUCUUGUUUUUUUAUUCAUUUAAUGUUUUGUUCUUUUUUUGUGUUCUAUUCCACUUUCUUGUUUGGGGAUUUGGAUAUUCUUCCCUUUUUUUCUUUGGAAAGCACUCUGGCUCAAGCCC